Messenger RNA from Lutzomyia longipalpis, 1686 nucleotides. RefSeq names its product proton-coupled zinc antiporter SLC30A2 (gene ZnT35C). NCBI's taxonomy places the organism in Eukaryota, Metazoa, Arthropoda, Insecta, Diptera, Psychodidae. Gene Ontology annotation, biological process: response to zinc ion; zinc ion transmembrane transport. Gene Ontology annotation, molecular function: zinc ion transmembrane transporter activity. Gene Ontology annotation, cellular component: plasma membrane. The record is from RefSeq and is a predicted model, not a curated record. The coding region runs from base 495 to 1634 and encodes 379 amino acids. The transcript is spliced from 4 exons.
AGUCCUUAAUUUUGGAUUAAGCAAAAAUCGUCAAAAAAAAAAGUUCUUAAAGGGAAAAUAAUCCUUUUUAGCCUUUUUAGGGAAAACCAGGCAAUCCUGAUUAAUUUUCUGAAUUAAUCUAAAACUUUUAGGCAAAUAAAAUGAUAAUAUUUUGGGAAAUUUUGAGAUGCAAUGAAAUUCCUAAAAGAAGUUUUCGUGAAUGCUGCUUAAUGUUGAUUUUGUGUUGAAAGUGAUUACUUGCGGUAAUGAUAAGAGAUGACUGUUGAUUUAUGGAUCUCUUUCACUCAACCCCAGUGUCUCCAAUACCUACACAUUCUCUGCAGUCUCCUCGUAUCAUCUCUCUUGUGCACAAGCCACGGCAAUUUUUAGAGUUGUUCAGCUAACAAAAAUUUUUUUUUGGGGAAACGGAACUUUUUGAAUGGGUGAGAAAAUUCCAAGAGGAAAGGGAAUUUAGUGUGAGAAGUUUGUGAUUUUUUUUUCUUUGUGGUCCAAGGAUGAAGGAUAAGGAGAAUUUUGUUGUACGCGUUCAUGGAUACGGCUCAACGGAUAGCAGUGCUGGUAGCCGCCCAGCUGUGGUUUAUUGCAUCCAUGGGCGCCCCCCAAUGCAGUGCUGCGGGGAGAAUGACGACGCCUUCAGCAUCACACCGUCCACUGAGAUGCUCCUCGGUGCCCCCAGUGGGCACUGUCACACCCCACGCCAGGAAGGUGUGGACAAUGUGGCGCGUCGGCGUCUCCUAAUUGCCAGUCUCCUGUGUGUUAUCUUUAUGAUUGUUGAAGUUGUCGGGGGGAUUAUGGCCAAUAGUUUGGCCAUUGCAACGGAUGCAGCGCAUCUCCUCACGGAUUUUGCCAGCUUCAUGAUCUCCUUGUUCGCCAUUUGGAUCUCUGGACGGAAGUCAACUGUGAGGCUUUCCUUUGGAUGGUAUCGUGCAGAGGUAAUUGGUGCACUUGUGUCGGUUAUCCUCAUUUGGGUUGUUACGGCAAUUCUCGUUUUUAUGGCCAUUGAGAGGAUAAUCCAGAAGGAUUUUGAAGUGAAUGCAACUGUUAUGCUCAUCACUUCCGGCUUUGCAAUUCUCGUGAAUAUCCUAAUGGGCUGCAGUCUUCAUGAGCACGGGCACUCCCACAGUGGCUCCACAUCCACGGCGAAGCAUCAGGAAAACAUCAAUGUGAGAGCAGCCUUCAUUCACGUGAUUGGGGAUGUUUUGCAGAGUGUCGGUGUCUUCCUGGCGGCCCUUCUUAUCUACUUCAAGCCCGAAUGGUAUCUUGCUGAUCCAAUUUGUACAUUUAUCUUCUCCGUCAUUGUCAUCUUCACAACAGUGAGGAUUCUCAAGGAUACCCUUCAUGUCCUUAUGGAGGGAACACCCAGCUACCUUGACUACACCGAAGUCAAGAAGACCUUCUUGGAGAUUGAUGGUGUCAUGAAGGUGCACAAUCUUCGCAUUUGGGCACUGAGUAUCAACAAGAAUGCCCUAGCAGCUCAUCUGGCUAUACGUCCAGAGACAAAUCCCGAAUCAAUCCUCCGAAUUGCCACCACAAAGGUGCACAGCAAGUACAAUUUCUUCGAGACAACCAUACAAAUUGAGGAAUUUACACCAGAAAUGGAGAAUUGUCGUCAAUGUGACGAUCCAACGGUGUAGUUAAAUUCUUUUAAUUUAUUUUUUGAGAAAAUAAAUUCAUAAUUUUCAUGUA